Messenger RNA from Rhinocladiella mackenziei CBS 650.93, 1707 nucleotides. RefSeq lists its product as uncharacterized. The record is from RefSeq and is a predicted model, not a curated record. The transcript has 5 exons. Gene Ontology annotation, biological process: secondary metabolic process. The coding region runs from base 1 to 1707 and encodes 568 amino acids. Lineage: Eukaryota; Fungi; Ascomycota; Eurotiomycetes; Chaetothyriales; Herpotrichiellaceae. Gene Ontology annotation, molecular function: CoA-ligase activity.
AUGCCUCGCAAGACUGUAUACCUGCCUUGCAAGGACUAUGAGCUCCCCGAUAUUGACCUAUUGACACUGAUAUUCGAAUCUCCGGAGGCGUGGACUACGGAAUCAGCCAUUCUUCACGCCGAAGCGGCUCUUCCCAACAAUUGCAUUACGAAGGCUCAGGCACGCGACUACACCAUGAGAAUCGCGUACCACCUCCGGCAGUCCUACGGCAUCGGCGCCAAUGGACCCGGUAAAGACGUUGUCGUCUGCAUGUCCUCGGGCCAAAUCCUGCUGCCUACCAUCUUCUACGGCGUAAUUGCCGCCGGAGGAGUCUUCUCAGCCGCAAGCUCAAGCUUCACAUACCUUGAACUGGCGAGGCAGAUCCGGCAAGGGAAAAGCAGGUUGAUAGUGGUGAGUCCAGACUGCAAGGAUGAGGCCGUCAAGGCGGCCAAAGAAUGCGGGAUUCCGCUUGAUAGAGUCCUGGUCUUGGAGAGCAUGGGCGGGAACAGAAGGCUGCAGGAUGUCCUAGGCAAAGAGAAGAACUAUGUCGAAGGCCCAGGCAAGAAAGAAGAAAUGAUGGACUGGGAAGCCAUCACGGACCCCAAAACGCUGAAAGAACGAGUUGUCUGUCUGCUCUACAGCAGUGGUACAACCGGUGUACCUAAAGGAGUCAACGUCUCAAAUGCCAACCUUGUCUCCGAAGGCUUGAUACCGCAAUAUCUCAUCCGGGAAUUCUUCAAUCGCCAACGCCGCCGCGAUCCAAAUUACCAAUUCGUGUACCGCACCCUAGCACACCUCCCAGCCGCCCAUAUUGCGGGAUAUCAAGGAUACUUCGUCAACCCAGCCGUCGCCGGCGGACCCGUGUACUGGAUGCCGAAAUUCGACUUUCCCAAAUUUCUCGAAUACAACAAGAAAUUCCAAAUCACUUUCUUCUUCACCGUACCGCCGAUCUAUCUAUUAAUCGCAAAGAGUCCGCUGGUGACAGACCAGUUCCGGACGCUGGUACAUGCGGUCACGGGGGCGGCGCCGAUGGGGCCGGAGUUGACAGCGCUAGCGGAGGAAAAACUCGGGUGCAGUAUUAGCCAGACGUGGGGACUUAGCGAGACCACGGGCAGCGUGACGGCGAUGCCGUGGGAUCAAGACGAUAAGACAGGCUCGGUGUCACCUUUGUUGCCGAACACGAGGAUGCGCAUUGUGGAUGACGACGAAAACGACGUCGAAGAAGGACAGGAAGGCGAGUUCAUCAUGCAAGGACCCAUGGUGACGACGGGGUAUUGGGACAAUGAGAAAGCAACCCGUGACAGCUUCACAAGGGAUGGUCAGUGGUUCAAGACCGGAGAUGUCGGCUUGGUCAGAGACGGCAUGUUCUACAUCGUUGAUCGGAAGAAGGAACUCAUCAAAUACAAAGGCCUCCAAGUCGCACCCGCCGAGCUUGAAGCCCUCUUGUUAAGCCACAACCUCAUCCUCGAUGCGGCCGUCAUCGGCAUCCCUGACCCCAAUGGCUCCGGUAACGAACUUCCCCGCGCGUACGUCGUGGCAGACAGGUCCAAGAUCUCCGAGGAACAGAUCAAGGACUUUGUCAAGCAGAAUCUCGCGCAGCAUAAGCAGUUGAGAGGUGGCGUGGUAUUUCUGGAAGCAAUACCGAAGAGUCCGUCCGGCAAGAUUCUGAGACGGGAGUUGAGGGAACUGGCGAAAAGAGAGAGGGGCGCACAGGGCUCGAAGCUUUGA